Danaus chrysippus (African queen) is the source of this 5094-nucleotide messenger RNA. The record is from the annotation of a GenBank genome assembly. Lineage: Eukaryota; Metazoa; Arthropoda; Insecta; Lepidoptera; Nymphalidae.
AUGGCAUCAAAACAAAACAUGGAAGAUGAAGAAGAUCUCGUCGAAAAUAUAAAGCCUGAUGAUACGAGGAAUGCUGAUGAUCAAAAAGACGGAGAGGUGUACGACAGCGUUGAUGAUGAUAUGGAAUUAAAGUGGGAAGACGAUGAUAUUGAUGAUGUAUCGAUCACAAAUGAAGACGCGCUUCUUGAAGAUGCCAUGGAUAAUGAUGAUAAAUUAUUAUCUUCUGACACUGUUAUACCGCAAGCUAGUCAAGAAAGUAUCAAAUAUGAGGACAAUCCUAAUGAAUUUAUAAAUAAAUCGAAUUCAGAUGAAUCAUUUGAACCGGCGAAAGCGCACGGUUUAAAUAAACCCGACAUGAUGCUGGAGAUACUAACUCAUAAUCUGAGUGAUUUAAGUGAUGAUGACGAUCUUACAAAUCUUAAAAUGUCUCCCGACGUUGACUUAGAACAGUGCAGUCCUAACAAAGAUUUAUUGAUUGAAAAUAAAGCUGACUUAAUAGAAACUGAUUUGAAUGAAGAUUAUGACCGAAUUUCAUCACCGGUUCAUGAAAAUAUUGAUGAUGAUUUAGAUAAAGGUGAGGAAAUUGCAAUUUGUGAUGAAAUCAAGCCAGAGGCGUCACUUUCAAGGCAACUUGGUGUAAAUGAUGACUCGAUGGAUGAAGAUAUUUUGCUUGGAGGUGAUGAUAAAGAUGAACAGGGUGAAAGUGGAACCGAAGAACUGUUGGAUGAUAAAAUUGAUUUAGAUACUGUUGAUUUAUCAGAGAUUAACUCUGAAGAAAAAUUGGAGUUAGGAAACGAUAAAUAUAAGUUAUUACAAAUUAUUCCUGAUGCGGAUGAUUCAAAACGUAAUAAUGAAGACAUGUCAGGAAUUAAACUACAAAGUGAAGAUAAAUGUAGUGAAAAAGAUGAACAAAUGAUCAUCCCAACCCAAAAACCACAAACAUCAGAUGCACUUAUACCUAAAGUUAUAAAUGAAGUAGAAGUAGACAAAUCAAGUUCUACAACAAUUUCAGAAAGAGAAGUUCAGGUAUUAGAAACCUGUACAAAAAGAAAAAAAUUAUCUUUGAGACUUAAAUCAGAUGAAACAAACACCUCAAAAUCUGAUGGAACGGAGCUUGCUUUAAGAGACUCGGAUAAUGUUCAAAGUGAUUCUAAUAAUGCUCAAUUGACCUCUGAAGAUGUAGACAAUCAACCCGACAUUGCUAACAUCGAGUUAGUUACUGUAAAAGACUUGGAAUCUGAAAAUACUAAGAAAAAUAAAGUUUCCGAGGACACUCAUUCACAACUACCAGAUAUUACUGAGUCAUUAAAACCUAAUAAAGACUUGAAAUGUAAAGAGAAGAAAAUUUCUCCUGAUAUAGAACCUCAACCAUCAACAAGUGGUAUCAGAAACACUAAAAUUAAUAUUGAAUCAGCUUCAAAGAAUGAUCAACUGACUCAGAUCUCUAAAGUAAGUUCACCGGUCGAAGAUGUUUCCGGAACAACUGAUAAUCUUGAUCUCUUAGCUGAAUCGUCCCGAGUGACACAUGACGAUGAAGUAGAAGAUGAAUAUAUGGAUGACGAGGAGGGAGAGGAUUUUGAACAUUUUGAUGAAAGCAGCAACCAGAUGGCAGCGGAACAGUCGGAGGAUUCAGAACAGCAUCACUCGGAUAAUGUUACAGAGACAACACAUAGUAAUGAUAAGGAGUUUAACUUUACAAUCACUGAUGUCGUCACUGAAAAUGUAGUUAAGACGGACAUUGAGAGACACGACAGUAAUAAGUCAGAUGAUUUGGAAUCAAUGCAGAUAGAAAAUGUGUCGCAGAAUAUGGAUAACUCUGAGGUUGAAGAAGUUGAAAAUGAUUGUGGAAGUGUGAAAGAAAAAUUGACAUCAGAAGGAAAUAAAAAUCUAGAUCAUCAAGAUGAGUCAAAAGAUCGUACUGAUGUGAGAAAUGUGGACACAAUGAGUUGUGUUGAUUUGGAGGAGAGCUCGGAAGAAGUUCCAGAGAUCUCUGAAGAUAGUACUAAAAGGAAUGAACGAAACUGUAAAAAAUAUCGUUCACAAAAACAAUCUACAAAACAAGGGGUAGUGAAAAAUAAAAAUAACUUAGAAAAUUGUCGCCAGUAUAGACAAAGGAAAAGCUUGCUUGAACAACAAUUACAAUCUAAGAACGAAGUUGUUCAUACUCCAACAACUUCAAGCUUGCAAAUGACAUUUGAACCUCAGCUUAAUACAGAUGCUCAAGAUAAUAUAAAUACCACAGAAGAAAUUAAUGAGGAUGAAUCAUCAAAGAAAGAAGAUGCAUUAUUGGAUGAAAACAAGACGUCGGUUAUGGAAACGGAACAGAAAGAUAUAAAUAUAUUGGAUAAAGAAGACAAGACAAAAUCUGAAGGAGAAGUAUUUAAUUUAGACUCGGAUGAAGAGGAUGUUGGUGAAAAGAAUAAAACGGACACUUCCCUUCAAGAUACUCAUGAGAAUAAAAAGCCCCAAACCCAACUGGUGAAGUGCAUCAACAAGUCUUGUGCGAACACAUCAUCAGAUUACUACACCGCGGACGGUAUAACAGUCAACUUCUAUGACCCGGAGCGAAAGAAAAGAGGUUACGUUUGUCAAACAUGCCUCAAUUUGGUCGAAGAUAGGAAUCAGCUGUUGAUCAGCGGCAUCAAGUCCCUGGCGCCGCUACUGAAGCUGGAGCCUGGCCGGCCGGAGGAGGACCUGGUCGAGAUAUCAGACUCGGAGUCCGAGGACGAGGCGGAACCGGAAGACGACGAUGACGUCAUAGGAGUGGAGGGGGCUAGGUAUAUAGAGGAGAAUUUGGCUGAUGUUCUGAACGAGACCUGGGUGAGGUACAACAUGGAUGACCGGCUGCGGGAGGCGCAGGACGAGCUGCAGCAACAGCUGGAACAGCUGCAGAAGGACAGUUUGGACAUCAAACAACUGUUAGACGAGUGCCAGCUAUCCACAGACAAGCUACGGUCAGAGCUGUACUCUAGCUUCGACCGCGACAUUAAAGAACUUCCACCACUUCUGAUAUACGACAUGCCUAAUUGCUCUGGAACUAGACUUUUAAAGCGUCGAAAAUCAUCUCUAUCAGAGUCCCCAGCAAAGAAAUCUGCAUUAGCAAUAAGUGAUCAAGACACAAACUCCCAAGAUAUGACAAACGAGAAAACAGAAGACGAAAAUCCCGAUGUAUCUGUGGUCCAUUUAUCCGUGGAGUCCGCGCCCCCCGACCUGCCACCCGCGGGGGAGGUCUCCUACCCCCCCUUAAGGGUGGGGAUGACCGUCUACGCGUCCAAAAACGCUUUGGGCUCCUGGAUGAAAGCCAAAAUUGUAGAGAUCACUCCGAAAUCAUCAGUUCCAAACUGUUUCACAUUAUGUCGUGUGAAGUACGAAUACAAACAGUCUAAGCCAACAAAGAUAUUACCUGCGCGACGCUUAGCUUACGUCGACCCUCCAGACGUUAGAAUGACUAUAGGUACUCGCGUGAUAGCGUUGUUCAAAGACAUAACCCUGAAAGAAUCCUUCUACCCGGGGAUCGUUGCUGAAAUACCCAACCCAGUCAACAAUUACCGUUACCUGAUAUUCUUCGACGAUGGCUACGCUCAAUACGCGCCUCAUUCCAAGGUCCGCCUGGUGUGUGAGUGUGCGUCCCACGUGUGGGAAGAAGUACAGCCCAAGUCGAGGGAAUUCGUUCGUAAAUAUCUGCUGGCUUACCCUGAGAGACCCAUGGUGAGGUUGCAUCCUGGACAGAGUUUGAAGACCGAAUGGAAAGACAAGUGGUGGUCGUCGGUGGUGGUGUCGGUGGACGCGUCGCUGGCUGAGGUCCAGCUCCUACAGCACGAGAGGCGCGAGUGGAUCUACCGAGGGUCCACGAGACUCGCGCCGCUGUACCUGGAGCUGCAGGCCGCCGAGAGACACAGGCCGCGGGCCCUGCCGCGAGCACUGACCGCGAGGACGAACAUGCCCUACGUGGAGUACACGAGGCCCGAGGAGCGGCCCGACCGACGAGCAGAGGGGACGACGCAACAGCUACAGGCUGAGGAGUUCCGUCGUCAACGCGCCGUCGCCAAGAAGUCCACAACAGAGAGCCGACCACCUCCCCCCACCACCGGGCAGAACCUAGACAACGUGACUAGCAGAGUGGUGUACUACACCCCAAAGAAACAGGUGAAGCCAUACAAGAUGGUGCCCCAUACUUGCUCGCCGGCCUGCAAGAGGACAGAUGUUUUAGCACUUAAGGAUUUGAGAACUUAUAAUCCAUUAGCCAAGCCACUGUUGAGCGGCUGGGAGAGACAGAUAGUCCGUUUCAAGGGCAACAAAGUAGUAUUAUACGUGUGUCCGUGCGGGCGCCGGGUCCGCUCUCCUCGUGAACUACAUCACUAUCUGCGGACCGUCGGUUCAGAACUGCCGGUAGACCUCUUCGACUUCACUCCGUCCACACACUGCCUGGCUGAGUUUGUACUCAAUAAAUGCUAUGUUGGCAAAAAGGACUUGUCCCAUGGCAAAGAGAACGUGCCAGUGCCGUGCGUGAACUACUACGACGAGUCUCUGCCGGAGUUCUGUUCGUACAACACGCAGCGCACCCCCACCGCCGGCGUGCCUCUCAACCUCGACCCGGAGUUCCUGUGUGGCUGUGACUGUGAGGACGACUGCGAGGACAAGACCAAGUGCGCCUGCUGGCAGCUCACUCUGGAGGGCGCGCGGACCAUAGGUCUGGAGGGGGAGGGCGUCGGCUAUGUGUACAAGAGGCUGCCGGAGCCGCUGCCCACUGGCAUAUACGAGUGUAACUCGAGGUGUAAGUGUAAGGACACGUGUCUUAACCGCGUCGCUCAACAUCCGCUGCAACUGAAGUUACAAGUGUUCAAGACGCUCAACCGCGGCUGGGGGAUUCGCGCUCUCAACGACAUUCCAAAAGGAACCUUCCUUUGUGUGUACGCUGGGAACUUACUCACAGACGCCACAGCAAAUCUUGACGGUCUGAACGAGGGUGACGAGUACCUGGCGGAGUUGGACUACAUCGAGGUGGUGGAGCAGAUGAAGGAGGGUUAUGAAGAAGAUAUACCGGAGAAUAUGAGGAAGAUGGAUGAGGUGGGUAGGGUACUGAGGAAUAUAUAG